Molecule: messenger RNA, 650 nt
Organism: Caenorhabditis sp. 36 PRJEB53466
Lineage: Eukaryota; Metazoa; Nematoda; Chromadorea; Rhabditida; Rhabditidae
Source: the annotation of a GenBank genome assembly
AUGAACCAUCUAGUAGUAGUGGUAGUUCUGACUACUGUAUUCCGACCGGUAUCCACGUGUCACUCUGUGAAGAUAUUCCCGAAUAUUCCAUCACUCGACGACUUCACCUCGAUCUUCUCCAGACUUCCCUUGUUUUCAGCGCUUCUACCGCCUGUACACAGGGAUCAGUUGUAAUUGAAUUCUCGAGAAAACUCGAUUGUCAAACUAGGUUUUCAGAAUCACCAAGGGAAAAUGCGCGGGCGGAGAGAUCACGAUAGUGACCGUGUUUCCGUGGAGCAACUCGACAAUCGAUCAGAAUAUGAGGCACAUGGAUUAUGAGUUGGCUCGUCUACAAAAGUACUCUGGAAUCUCUACGAACGAUCUCUCGCCGGAUAUCAUUAAAACUCCAGUGUACGUAAAGUAUUUAACCUUUCUUAAAGAAGACCAUAGUUUCCAGCCAACGUGGCUCUAACUUCGCAGUGCUCUACCGCUUCAAAUACAUCACAUCGACGUGCGAUAGAGUUCGACUUUUCGUUCGGAAUGCGGUGUCCUGGAGUUCGGAGGUAAAACAGAAUUGCGGAACCGCUCCAUUGCUAAUUCUCUUUUUGUAGGUGCUACGAGCUCGAGUGGCCUGCGAAUGCGAAAAAACGGUGGAAAUGGUUCGUGCCUAA